Messenger RNA from Lobosporangium transversale, 3558 nucleotides. RefSeq lists its product as hypothetical. The record is from RefSeq and is a predicted model, not a curated record. The transcript is spliced from 8 exons. Bases 194 to 3529 code for a protein of 1111 amino acids. Gene Ontology annotation, cellular component: Ino80 complex. NCBI's taxonomy places the organism in Eukaryota, Fungi, Mortierellomycota, Mortierellomycetes, Mortierellales, Mortierellaceae. Gene Ontology annotation, biological process: double-strand break repair; regulation of DNA-templated transcription.
CUACUCUAACGCCCAUUGUAAAGACUAUGUAAAGGCUUUGUAAAGGCAGUAAUAAUAAGCUGCUACAAAACACCAUAAGUUUAACAAGUGAAGGAAUUCAAGAGGAUCAUCUCAUGGAAACCCAAACCAUCACAAAGCCACUUUUACAGAAAAGCAGUCUCCUCAGAAGCGUACCCUUGAGCCAUGCUCAUGCAUGGGCAAAAAAGAGGUACAAUCAUCAACCCUCUAUUUUCUUCCAUCUGAACAUCCUGCCUGUUGUUAUUCAGCCAUGGAGGAUGUCCACAUGGAGGACGCAAGACCAGUAACAGACGCAGAAGAUAGCACAAUCACGUCUUCAUCAGACCAGAGUGCAGAACAACUAGUUUCCACGAAAGAAUUCGAUUCAAAAUUAACCACUUUAGCUUCAGAAGUGACCUCAUCGCAUAAUGGGAAUGACCAUGAUCACUCUGAACAAGGCACUGUUAAUCAUAGCUACCCAUCGAAGGCUGCUCGGACUAAAAACGAAGAUACUUUGUCCUCUCAGGCAGAAUACAGUACAGCGGAUCGUUCAGCAAAUAACGAUGUGAUAGAUAAUAAGGAGACAAAUCAGAGCGAUGUUGUAGACAAAGAAUCCAAGAUCGAUAUCGACAAGACAUUACCAUUAGAGGAGAAAAAGAUCAAUAUAGAACCCGAUGUUCAACAAAACAGUGAUGAUAGCACUAUAGAUCAAAAUGCAUCACAACAUGAGGCAACAUCCAGAUCUGUCAAACCAGAUAAAUAUGAACCAGAUGUCAAAAUUAAUGUUGUGACAGAGCCAACUUCGACAGGAUCGCUAAUAAAAACAACUACAGACCAAUCAAUUCAUCCUAAUCCCCUCAAGCUCUCUGAAGCAGAAGCGCCAACUUCUAGGUCAGCUAACGCCAACGAAGUCGAUGUCAAUCAGACAGUCACAGCGACAGAUGCUCACUCACUUACCGAAGCGCCUAUAGAAGGCACUGUAUCAUCAGCUAAUAACUCAGCAGUCAAAACCUCGGCUGAGUCACUAACAGCGCUAACUCCUCCACCUCCACCGCCAGUUCCUGUACGGAGUUAUAUUCCCCAGUUUAAAUUCACAACAUUUGCAGCCAUGACUCAACUACCAACACGAAAUGUAACUAGUAAUUUCUUAAAGACCGAAAAAAAUUUUGUCCUCAAAGACAUGUCACGUAUACAGAAGCGCCGCAAGCGUAAGACUGACGAAGGGACUGUUCAAAAGGGAGGAGACAAGGAUGCAAAUGAAGGAGAUGAGAAUGAACUUGAAGCCUUGGACAAAGACAAGGACAAGGAAACAGAGGGGAAUGCAACGCUAAAAAAGAAGAAGAAUGACAAAUUUACAGCUAUCCGGAGAGGGAUUUUUGCAGAUGACGACGAUGAUGAAGAUGAUGAAAAGCUAGAUAAAGUCGAUGACGAUGUAGAUGACCAGAAACAGGAUGAUGAGGACGAGUAUCUAGAUACCAGUGACAGUGACUCAGAGGAGAGUGUUGUGAAUGAAACAGAUGAGAAUGGUGAAGCAAAAUCGUCUUCUGAAGUCGGCAAAAAGACCAUCGUAAUCCACCCAGGGUCUCGGAUACUACGGAUUGGUAGAGCAUCAGAUGCCUAUCCAAUCGCCAUUCCACAUUGUAUCGCUCGGAGGAUACAUACACUUGUUGUUACUUCCACAGAUCAUAAGCAACUUAAGGCGGCCGAAUCAGCAGCAACACGUGAAACGGAAUUAGAGGCUGUUGCGGCUCAGUCAGGCACAGAAAAUGGAGAUGUGGAAGUCGAUGAAGAUAACGCCAUGGAUGUUGACGGGCAUGAAGACGAUGCUUCAGACAUUCAGGAUGCCGUCAAUGACAGAUAUCUUCAAGACAUCGAGUAUGACCUUAAACUACGUAUGAAGGCUGCAAAGCGACGGCCAGUCCCUAAUGCCAGAACUCAGGUUCGGUCGUUCAAUACCUCUACACGGCCAGAAAAGAUCUUGGAUCACAAUGACCCGUAUAAAGUCGAGUGGACUGAUCCUAAAGCGGAGGGUGAAUUUAUUAUUGGACAAAAGGCGCUUAACCUUCCUCCCAGUAAAGAUCACAAUUUCAAACUAUUCUGGCCUAUCGUUAGCGGCAUGCUAAAUGAUCGAGAUUAUGCAACUCCACGCCUAGUGGUAUCUGAUCUUGAGGCAAUAUGGACAAAGGUCAUAGAGGAGGACCUUGGGAUUGACCCGAAGAAGUUGAGGAAACACUAUGCACUCCUGGUCAUUCCAGAUCUUUAUAACAAACUGUAUGUGAGUGAACUUGUCAACAUGUUGCUCAAGUCGAUGCAGUUCCGAGGCGUAAUGAUCCAACAAGAAUCUGUUUGUGCGUCAUUUGGUGCAGGAGUGUCAGCUGCAUGCGUUGUCGAUAUUGGGGCCGAGGUAACCAAGAUAUCUUGUGUAGAAGAUGGUAUUUGCAUUCCUAAUUCAAGAGCAAUGCUCAAGUAUGGAGGUGACGACAUUACGCGAAUCUUUGCAGCCCUAGUCAGGCGGAUGGGUUUUCCUUACGAGGAACUAGAUCUUGCUCAGACGUAUGACUGGCGCUUAAUGGAGGAAUUAAAAGAAAAAUGGUGUACAAUGAAUGAGGCGGAUCUGACCGUCCAAGUGUACAGCUUUUUUGUACGGCGCCCCGAAAAACAGACCUUAAAAUAUCAAGUCAAGGUGUAUGAUGAAGUUGCGUUAUCUCCAAUGUGUUUAUUUUUCCCUAACGUCAUUCGCCGAUGGAUUGAAGAGCGCGAGAUCAACCCUAAUUUUGCAAAGGUUACAAACUAUGAGGAUAUCAAUGAGGAUGCUCCACCAAUUUCCUUGACUAACCAAGCACAAAAGAAAACGAAUGCAGCGGCUAUAGCUGCUGCUGCCAGAGCCGGCACUCCAUCAUUAUCGGUGGUUGGUGAAGAAACAAGUGUCAAUGGAAAUGCAACGCCCACAGUUGGAACGCCUGGCGCAACACCAGCACCUACACCCGCACCUACGCCCGUACCUUCUGGUCCAUCGACAACCGCAGGAUCGGGGUCGACACCAGCACCGGUUGGACCUAAUGUACCGGCUGAACCACCUAUCGUGGUUUUUGCUAUGGAGCCUUCUGUCACGACGACGAACAAGUCAUGGGAGAUUGCAGGAACGAUCGGCAAGGAUCAUUUCUCAAGUUUAGUAGCGCUGGAUGUUGUAGUUGCGCAAUCGAUCUCAAAUUGUGGUAGUGAAGAACGGUCUAAGAAGCUGUAUGGGAGCAUUAUUUUGGUUGGAGGUGGUGGUAUGAUUAAGGGAUUUGAUCGUGUACUUGAGGACAGACUAUUCCAAGCGUUACCAGCAACGUUGACGACGGUUGAGAAAGUGGAGGUUCUGCCAUCACCGCGUGACAUGGAUCCACGGCUGUUAGUUUGGAAGGGAGGAUCAGUACUCAGCAAGCUGGAGACGGCUAAGGAAAUGUGGAUCAAACCCCUGGAGUGGGAACUAAUGGGACGUAAGGUACUGAGAGACAAGUCGCUGUUUGUGUGGAGCAAGGACUCAUAGAGAACACAACUGAAAUCAAUAAAAGCGUG